CAUAACACAGGGUAAUAGCGUGUGUUAAAGUGAAGCUGUGUGAAGGUGCAGUUAUCACAUAGUAUCCUGGCUCACUGAGGACCUGGAGCUCAUGCCACACUCUUGGAUUUUGAGACAACAAAAACCAGUUUCUCCAAGGAAAUGUCCAGCAUGAUUGCUGUAAUCCUGUCAGGAAUCUUCUUCCUGUUGCUCAGUCCCACUUGUAGUGGCAGCAAAAUCCUAGUAGUGCCCGUUGAUGGCAGCCACUGGAUCAACAUGGAGGUGAUACUCCGAGAACUGCACUCCAGAGGCCACAACAUCACUGUGUUGCGCUCUGCUAAGAGCUGGUUCAUCCCUAGCAACUCCCCCAUUUUUACUUCUAUUAAUGUGACCAUGCUGCAAGAUGAAUCAGAUUUGGACUACUACAAUAAAAUGCUACUAAAAGUUAUGGAACGUCGCAGGAUGCUAACUUUUUUACGCAGCUUCUACCAACAACACUUGAUCACAUCCAUGUUGUCACAAGGCCAUGAGAUCCUUUCCAGAGCCUCUGCUACAAUGUUGGAUAACCCUGUUUUUAUGAAGAAAAUGCAAGAUGCCAAGUUUGACUUAAUGUUAACAGAUCCCGCUCUGACUACAGGGGUUAUUCUGGGUAGUUACCUCAAGCUGCCAAUGGUUUUCAAUGUGCGCUGGAUUAAUAAUGGGGAGGGCCAUUUAACCAUAGCUCCCUCUCCUGUCUCCUAUGUCCCCGUGUCAGGAAGUGAACUUGAUGAUCAGAUGGACUUCCUGGACAGAACCAAGAACAUGUUGCAUUAUAUCUAUAGUUCAGUAGAACAGCACUUUUUCAUCAACCCUUACUACUCAGAUCUGUUCCAGAGGCAUUUCCCUCCCGGAACCGACUUACUGUCUUUAGAGCUUGCAGCCGAUAUGUGGCUCAUGAGGACUGAUUUUGUCUUUGAGUUCCCACGGCCUACCAUGCCCAACGUAGUCUACAUUGGAGGGUUCCAGUGCAAAAAGCCCCGUCCCCUCUCUGAUGAGCUGGAGGCCUUUAUGCAGAGCUCUGGGGAACAUGGGGUGGUGGUCAUGUCUCUGGGGACGCUGGUGUCAGCACUGCAUCGCGAGGCCACAGAGGCCAUUGCUGCUGCUUUUGCUCAACUACCUCAGAAGGUGGUGUGGAGGUUUAUUGGAGAAAAGCCGUCAUCCUUGGGGAACAACACCCUGCUGGUGAAUUGGCUGCCUCAGAGAGACCUCCUGGGUCACCCCAAAACUCGUGCCUUUGUAGCCCACGGCGGCACCAACGGCAUGUAUGAAGCCAUUUACCACGGCGUUCCCGUUCUGGGACUGCCUCUCCUCUUUGACCAGUUUGACAACGUACUCCGGCUGAAGGUACGUGGGGCAGCUAGGGUGUUGGAGGCCAAUUCACUCACCAAAGAAAACUUCCUAGAGGCUAUAACAGACAUUCUAGAGACUCCCUCAUACCGUGAGAACAUACAGCGUCUCUCACGGCUACACCACGAUCAGCCAAUGUCACCCAUGGACACCGCAAUUUUUUGGAUUGAGUACGUGAUCAGGAAUAAAGGAGCCGCCCAUUUGCAGUCAGUAGGUUUUAGUCUGCCUUGGUAUUCCUACUUCAACCUGGAUGUGGCUCUUUUAUUAAUGGCUCUCAUUGCAGCCUUUGUCUGGGCUUCAGUCUCUGUGUGUAAGAUUCUCUGCUGUCGAAGGUCCAGGAGGAAGACAAAGGCAGAGUAACUGAUCGUAACAGGAAAUACAUAUAUAUAUAAUCUGAUAUAAACUGACUUUUAUAUCACAUCAAACAUAUUACUCAUAUUUAUCAAGAUUUCACAGACAGAUUAGGUGACAGCUUCCAUCUGACUACUGUGAGUUUAGCAUCAGUUACACCUACUUCCUGUGUGACACAAAGUCUUUUCACAAAAAGGAACUUACUCACAUGGACUGUUGAGACAAAUCUUCAAGAAAAGACACUGGAACACUAGAUUAUGCUAUUUCUACUAAACAUAGAGCAAUAUCUGUACAGGGCUCCUACCUUGCUGAAUAAAUGCAUGUUAUUACAAACACUCUGCAAUGUAUUUCAUGUGCUCAUAUACCAAAUUAGCAUCAAUAUAAUAUGUGCAUUUUGUCAUCGGUCUAUAAAUGUAAAAAUGUAUGAAUGCUAUACUGUACUGUACAUUUAAACAUAUUGUAAUGGCAAACGCACUUGAGUGUUAUCAUGAGAUCACUUCCACACACACCAAACACACAAUGUGAGAUUGGGGUCUACACAAUUGUUUUUGAAACAGCUACUUUUGGAAAAGGAACUAAAUACCAGGUCAAGCAAGGACCCGAGCACUGAGGAGAAAGAAUACUCACUGGUAUUCUUUAUACAGUAGCAUACCAUAUACUUGUCACUAAACUAUAACAGAGAUGAAGAUGUUUCACCGUGAUAUAGUCAAAAUAAUACAAGCCUGUUUGGAAUCUUUCAAAGAAAAGUGAACAUUGUUGUUGGGUGAUUUAGCUAAAUAGGGUUGUUUUUCCGAGAAAAGGUUAGAAAAGUCUAAGAGGUGAUAACUUUCCAUGUAUAAAGGGUUGCAUAAUAACAUAUAGAUUGUGCCCAGAGCCAUCUUCGCUUUCAUACAGCUUUCUGUAGGACUGUAGUAAAUAUAAGAAGAAAAUUACUUAAAGCUUUAGAAAUGAUAAUAUAAGUUAUAGCUUUUCUUUGGCAAUUAUCAGAGAAGUGCUCUGACAGGUGAGUUCGACAUUUCCUAUACCGUCAUAAAGCAAAUACAAAAAUCACAAAGUCCGUCAGCGAUAUGGUGAUAUUUUGGGGGGUGGGGGGGGUAGAAGGAUGAAGCAAUAAGGUUGUCAGUUUCUUCACUGUGGCGUCCUGUUUGAUAUUCGUUAUGCAGAACUCUGACUAUAAAAUUGACUCAGAAUUGGGCUUAUCUUUGCCUAGUACUUCAGUUUGUUGGUGCUCAAUGCUGGUGACGUUCAUAUGACAAUGGCUUCUUCCCUAUAUUUCUAUAUGCAUAUUGUAUAUACAACGCCCUAUGCCAUGAAAAGAUGAAAAUGGAGUAGAAAACAUUCUGCAACCAGCUUGGUCUAGAUUACGCAACGUAUAUGAUGUCUCCCAGCUGAGGCCUUUUUUAAAGACACUAGUUGAGUAGUUGAGUGUGCAACAUACAGCUGUUAUCUGUCUCUUCCUUCCAAUGUGGUCUAGACAGGUCGCAGAGGCCUUAGCGCAAUGCUCUGAAUUAAAUAUGGGAAGUCAUGUCUAAGAGUACUGUUUAGUUACAAUUUUGGAUGAUUCAAUUAAACAGAGAUUGGUGACAUUUUAAAGGUAACAAAGUGAGUGAUUACACCCUCCUCCCUUUAGUACCACAGGGUAAAAAUACUGCCUAGCUCCCAUUGUCUCAACAUAGCCAUUCUUACCUAAAACAAUUUCAAUUGUGCAGAAUUGUUUUUGUUCUAGUUGUGCAUGAGCAAAGUUCACCCUGGGUCAAUUUAAACCCACUCACUCUCCAUAAAUUCACCACUCAUUCACUUUUACGAGAAUAAAUGUGUUUGUUCUA
Messenger RNA from Gymnodraco acuticeps, 3542 nucleotides. RefSeq names its product UDP glucuronosyltransferase 5 family, polypeptide G1 (gene ugt5g1). Gene Ontology annotation, molecular function: UDP-glycosyltransferase activity. Bases 142 to 1725 code for a protein of 527 amino acids. The transcript is spliced from 2 exons. The record is from RefSeq and is a predicted model, not a curated record. NCBI's taxonomy places the organism in Eukaryota, Metazoa, Chordata, Actinopteri, Perciformes, Bathydraconidae.